AUGACCGAGACUCCUCUUUUUACUUCUGUGGCUCUGGAUUCAGAGUUUCCUCCUUCUCCUCCUAGCGAGGUUACUAUUCAGCGAUCUCUUCAAACAGGAGACUAUCCGCCAGUUCCAGUGCAUGGUCCUGUCAGUCACCAUAUUGCAAUCAGUAUGGAACCUGCCGACCAUCAACACGAGGGAGCUUCCCAAAACUCUGUAAUGCCAUCUAUGUCAGCACCAAACAUGCCCGCUGCCCCAGGUGGGUGGCAUGCAACAAUUCCUACCUCCUACCCAAUGACCAUCCCUGGUCAACAAGUGAAUACGCCUCCCGCCACAAACUAUGAUGAUCCCAGUCGACCAGAAUCAGCCUCUCCAAGAUGGUCUCCUGCAACCAGUCGCCGCAGUCCACGGGCACGUGUCACUCGCUCUCCUCGCGAGCGACGAAGCCGCCCAAAGAAGAAUGCAGGUUCUACUCGAUCAAACCUGAGCAACAUCCGAAUUGAUGCACCAAUGAGUCAGACAACAGCUCACAUGCUUGAUAUCCCUGUUAGGGAUAUGGAAGCAUGGGCUCAUCGCUCUUCUGAGGAACGCAUUGCCCAAGCCGAAGACCGACGAAGCAUCGCGCGUCCCAUGAACGCCUUCAUGAUGUAUCGAUCUGCAUACUCUGAUCGUGCUAAGACUCUUCUCGGAAACAAGAACUACCAGAUUGUGAACUCGGCCAUUGCGAAGAGCUGGGGCAUAGAAUUGGAUGAAGUCAAGACCUACUACAACGAUAUUGCUCGGAUUGAGCGUGAUAACCAUCAACGCACUCACCCUGAAUACAAGUUCCGGCCCAAUAGAGGCCCAGCUGUUGCAGCUCGACCUGACCCGACGACGCCUCCCAUGUCCGUCGUCAGUGGGCCUCUCCUGGAUCGUGGCAGCCCUGUAUGGAGCGAUGUUGACUACACAUCCCCGUCUCCAUACCACCAUCAUGAUCGGUCUCAGAGCUUUGACUUGGAAGUCUACCAUAGUCGUGCAAACACUCCAUUAAACUACUCUGUGCAAUCCAACGGCUACAUCAACACUCACUGGAACAGUUACCCUGCAGCUACCAUUCCAACCAUCCAACCUAGUGCUUUGCACGGUGGCAUGGGAUCCCAAGUGGAAGAUGUUCACUACCCUCGUUCCAGUUUACCUGGAGACCUUCAAUACGAUAUGUCCACUGGACUUGCCGCGCUUCCUGGAAGCAGCCAUCAUGAUCUGCUACAGCCUCAACAAGGUCAUCACCCUUUGCCAGGUCACGCUGUUGAUGGAGGCAACUUGGACCCUCAAAUGCUUGCCUACAGCGAAGGAGUAAUGAACAUGCCCAACGCAUACCCUCCUGUGGCAAACCCCUACCCUGUUUGGGGAGAUGAGGACCAGAACGGUCAUGCCUACCUUUCUCAAGCUCCCGGAUCAGCUACAGCAAGCCCGGCUCCUCACCACAACGGGAUGCAGGCCACUUCCUACCCCAUGCAGCAAAAUCCCUCAUGGGAUGCUAACCAGCAUGAGCUACAUGACAGCACUGAAGCUUGGGUUGAGCUUUAA
This is a messenger RNA of Penicillium malachiteum, 1548 nucleotides long. RefSeq names its product HMG-box domain-containing protein. Lineage: Eukaryota; Fungi; Ascomycota; Eurotiomycetes; Eurotiales; Aspergillaceae. The transcript is spliced from 3 exons. The record is from RefSeq and is a predicted model, not a curated record. The coding region runs from base 1 to 1548 and encodes 515 amino acids.